Daucus carota subsp. sativus is the source of this 928-nucleotide messenger RNA. Its product is annotated as dirigent protein 18. The record is from RefSeq and is a predicted model, not a curated record. The coding region runs from base 75 to 812 and encodes 245 amino acids. Lineage: Eukaryota; Viridiplantae; Streptophyta; Magnoliopsida; Apiales; Apiaceae. The transcript has a single exon.
UAAUAGAUUAUAACAAUUACAUUCUUCAAGCGCUUCAAAUUAAACAUAUCCUUCUCCAAUACAGAUAUUUCAAGAUGUUGAAGCAAUUAUCAGCUUCUAUUCUCGUCGCUGCUUUGCUUGCAGUUGUGCAGGUAGCAACAUUAGUGGCUGCAAUUGAUCCACCAGUCGCCGAAGUACCUGUUAUUGAGAUAUACAUGCACGACAUUCUUGGAGGCAACAGUCCUACAGCUAGGCCAAUCACGGGCUUAUUAGGAAACAUCUAUAGCGGUCAAGUACCAUUUGCUAGGCCAGUAGGCUUUCUGCCACCAAAGGGGGUAGCUAUUCCCAAUUCCAACGGUGCCAUUCCAACAGUCAAUGGCAAUGGCAUUCCACUUGGCACUGGCUUAUCAGGUACAAGGUUUGCUGGAAAUCCCAACAACAAUGGUGUCCAGACACAAUUGGGACCGGAUAACUUAGGACUAGGUUUUGGAACAAUCACAGUCAUUGAUGACAUAUUGACCACAGCACCUGAGUUGGGCUCACAGGCAGUAGGAAAAGCUCAAGGAGUCUACGUUGCAAGCUCUGCAGACGGGAGCACACAGAUGAUGGCUUUUACCGCGAUGCUGGAAGGGGGAGAGUAUGGCGAUAGCCUCAACUUCUUUGGAGUGUUCAGGAUAGGAAGUACCAUGUCCCGGCUGUCAGUAACAGGAGGUACUGGAAAGUUUAAACACGCGUGUGGGUUUGCAGAGGUUCGUUCACUCAUACCAGCUGGUCAGCAUGUCACAGAUGGGGUAGAGACAUUGUUGAGAAUUACCAUUCAUCUCAACUAUUGAUCAGUUUGCUUUGCAUCAUCAUCCAUAUGUCAUUUGUGUGUUUGUUUUUUACUCAUGUCAUGUUGAUUUGUAUUUGAUCUUUUUAAUAUGGCAAUGAAUGUGUGAAUUCUCAACAA